Prosopis cineraria is the source of this 1732-nucleotide messenger RNA. Its product is annotated as protein RER1B-like. The coding region runs from base 1 to 552 and encodes 183 amino acids. The record is from RefSeq and is a predicted model, not a curated record. Gene Ontology annotation, cellular component: Golgi membrane. The transcript is spliced from 4 exons. Gene Ontology annotation, biological process: retrograde vesicle-mediated transport, Golgi to endoplasmic reticulum; protein retention in ER lumen. Lineage: Eukaryota; Viridiplantae; Streptophyta; Magnoliopsida; Fabales; Fabaceae.
AUGGAAGGAGCUGGAAGCGAUGCCUCCUCUGCAGUGGCACCUCUAGCUCAGUGGAGGCAUGAUUUUUCUAAGGCGUUUCAGUACUACUUGGAUCGCUCUGCUCCUCACACCGUUCAGAGGUGGCUGGGAACUCUUGCUGUGGCUGCUAUUUAUGUCUUAAGGGUUUAUUGUGUUCGAGGUUUCUACAUUGUGUCCUAUGGCCUAGGCAUCUAUAUCCUGAAUCUGUUGAUUGGUUUUAUGUCACCCAAAGUUGAUCCCGAGCUCGAAGUCUUGGAUGGGGCUUCAUUGCCUACUAAGGACUCAGAUGAGUUGAAGCCAUUUGUUCGUUGGCUUCCGGAGUUCAAGUUCUGGUAUGCCAUAACGAAGGCUUUCUGCAUUGCCUUCCUUAUGACAUUCAUAUCUGUGCUCGAUGUCCCGAUUUUUUGGCCCAUUCUUCUAUGCUAUUGGAUUGCCCUGUUCAUCCUCACCAUGAAGCGCCAAAUUGUGCACAUGAUUAAGUACAAGUAUGUCCCGUUCAGCAUUGGAAAGCAGAGAUACUCAGGGAAGAAGUGAGGCAUUUCUGGGGACUAAAACUUCGAAGAACUCCUUAAUUAGGUCUGGACAGGAAAUCACAGUUUAGGUUGUGGGCCUUUAGUAGUUGUUGUGUAGGUCAAUCGUUCGUUAGAAGUCACAGAGAUGGUUUAAUAUUUUAUUGAUUCCAAUAAUGACUUCUUUAGGAACUUUUUUCGUCUGUCCAAGUAUCCUGGCCCUGUCCUGGUUGAGAAGGGAGUUAUGAAGUUUAAGGUUUUCAUUUCUAUUUUCCGUUUGUAAAUAAAUUGAGUGUUUACAUGAUUCAAGUUUUAUCACUGAACGCUAUCUGAGAACGAUUUCGGCAAGAAGAGAUUCUGGCUUGAGGAAUUUGCCAGAGAGGUGUCUGAUUAAACCAGCGAUGUCUAUAACAACCAUCCAACAACCGCGAAAACAAAUCACUAGUUUAGUUGUUAAACCUUGACCCUGCUUAUAAUAUUAUAAUAAUAGCAUCAUUGUGAAAUGAAAUGCUAGUUUCACAUUUUCUUAUACAAAUGUUGUUAAACAUGGCCAGCUAAGAACAUCAUCUUCCACAUCUCUCUCUUCUCUCUCUGCGAACCAGGAAAUUCUUGUCUUAUAUAAUCCACAAAGGCGUAUGAAAUAAGUUUGGUUGUUUACUUUUAUUUCAACAGAUGAGUGAAAGAACCUUGGUUCCAAUAUUCGUCUUCUGGGCUUUCCUCACAGUCAUCACACCGACCCUUGUUCUCUUGUCAGAGAAUGCAAAGCGGGACUUCGAUCUAUAUGGAAAUUCAACGGAGGUAGCAGAUGAUAGGAGAAUGACCGGUCAGAGAGAGUAUCCUAUCAAAAAACCAACGCCAUGCGUGACGGUUGUAGCAGCGGAGGAGUUGAGUCCUGCACCGGCACAGGCACCAAUAGUAUCAUUGCCAAGCGGAGCUAACUUGACGGCGUCCCACCAUAAUCGAAGCCUUGGAAGCAAUAAAAGUGAUCAUGGACUUGCGCAGGUGUUUCCCAGGAAACACCUCAAGCAAACAAAAUUCAGUCCUCUAGCUAGCAGCUGAUGAGAAUGGCUUUGGAUCUCAGAUUGAAUGUAAAUUGGUGAGAUAAAACAAUAAUUUAUAGCAUCAAUGCUUCAAGUUUAGAUGUUAUACAGUGGCUUGGCAUGUGUUAUUUAUUUAGCAAAGGGACAUUUCUUUCCUGUUGUUGC